AUGGCUCAGCUUUCAGUGUUUAUCCUAUUGCCUUCUGUCCUGAUUGUUGUUAAUUCUGCACCGUUGACCUGUUAUUCUCGAGUGCUGACUAUGAGAAACAAAAUAAACAACAAGAUUGAACGCCUGCAGUCAGAGCCAUUCGCAAAACGCUGUACUUCACAGUUACCUGACUUGUACAUAGAUGUUCAUGACUCCUGCAUGGUGUCCAAAAUGCGUGAUUACCUGCUUGCAGUGGAGAACUUAACUGAUCGACGUUGCCAGUACACACUUGACUCAACAGUAAGGCUGGUCAGACGCUUGUUUAUUAUCAUGGCAAAGUUCUGUCAGGCGGAACCUGCCUUUUGGACUAACAAGUGCAGUCUGUUGUAGAGGACCACAAAUGCUUCAUCCAAUUUGUUGAAAUAAUCAAAAGCCAUUUCUUUGUCACUUUUUUUAAAAAAAACGAUAUAACAGCUCAUCUGCUUAAAAUAUCUUCAUGUAGUAAAUCUAUUUAAGGGAAUGGAGAACUUGUUUUAUAAUCAGACCUGGUUCACUUACCUCAUUUGUUAACUCUGGAUGGGAUGCAGUUGAACUCUUAUAAGAGUCCAGAUACAAAUGUCAUUGAUUUCAAAAGGUUUAGGAUUGCACUGAUUAGCAACCCAGCUAUAAAUCUGUAGGAAAUUGACAAAAAUAAAUCAUUGAUUUU
Callorhinchus milii (elephant shark) is the source of this 685-nucleotide messenger RNA. Its product is annotated as cytokine-like protein 1. The record is from RefSeq and is a predicted model, not a curated record. The transcript has 4 exons. NCBI's taxonomy places the organism in Eukaryota, Metazoa, Chordata, Chondrichthyes, Chimaeriformes, Callorhinchidae. Gene Ontology annotation, biological process: positive regulation of transcription by RNA polymerase II. The coding region runs from base 1 to 369 and encodes 122 amino acids.